AUGUCACGUCUGCCUGACACGAGGUUUGUGGCGAUCACAUCAAACAACCGAACCAAUGGUCGCACAGAGACUGAGAGUUAUGGACAGGGUGCGCGAAUGAAGUAUCAGAUGGAGACGAUACACCUUUCUCAGCUGAAGGCCAGGGCCCUAAUGAAUAUGCACAACCGUAAAGCUGGCAGACGAGUAAGUUUUAAUGCAAUAACGAGCCAAGAAAUAGACCUUAUCGAGUGGUAA
Protopolystoma xenopodis is the source of this 234-nucleotide messenger RNA. The record is from the annotation of a GenBank genome assembly. Lineage: Eukaryota; Metazoa; Platyhelminthes; Monogenea; Polystomatidea; Polystomatidae.